GUAUAAACUGUCUUCAAAGAUGUAGAAAAGAAAAAGCGGGCAUGUAUGCCAUUUGUCGUUUUUGGAAGGUGCAAUAACGUUUUUCAUUUGUCGAUAAAAAGUGUUGUUCCUCAGAGUUAAAGUGGAAGACCGAAAACUAUUUUUUGCUGAGAAUUCAUCAUCCCACUGUAUUCCCCACUGAACAUCAGACUGUCACUAACCAUACCACAUCUAACAAGCAAUAGUGUUUGGUGUGACUAUUUUCACAGCACUUGAAAAGUCGUACAUAAAGCGCUUCGCACCUUGUAUUUGGGGGCUGUGAGCACUUGUUACUUUAAACUCAUCGAAAAUCGAUAAAUCCAUCCUGACCUAUUGUUACUUUGCGGCCUCCGUUUCCUCCUGUGUUAGUCAGGUAGCCUAUGUCUCUUCUCAUCACCAGGAUAUCAUCAAUACGCUCAAUUAGGGAUUGCCUUGUGUAUAUAAGGGUGGGUAAAGUUGUAGAAAACAAGACACUCCCCAAAGAAUUACACACUCGUCUCCUGCGCCAAUGACUACUCGCAUCUGUUUCAUUUUACUUCUUUAAAAAACAAUUUGUGCUCCUCUUCGACCAUUGUUACUUUGGUUAUUUUUUGCCUUUAGCAUUAUCACACUGUUAUGUCUUUAGGGUCUGGUAACAGUUGUGUCUCGUAACUGGCACGUCGUGUUACCAUUAGAAGGUUUUCUCAUUGCAUUGUUUAAUUGUUGGUUGAAUAUUCGUUCAUGAGCAAUUCGUUAGUUUGAUAAACAUUGAAGAUGCACCAUGGGUUGUGGGACACGGUAAAUUUCAAAUAUUUUCCCACCAGUAUGUCCAUAUAAUGAGGCUAUCCUUAGAACGUUUGUGGACUGACCUUUUUAUGUUUUUGAUCACGCUAUGUGGUUAUUUUCUAAGUCAUCGAUUUUUUUCGAUAAAAGCAUAUUAUUAUGCUGACUUGGUUGCAGUUUGAAAUACAUGUACAAACAUGUACUAAUAAUUUGAGAUGUAUAAAGACUAGUCAUCUCAGUGAAUCGACCGGCACUGCAUAUAACAUACAACGCCCUCAUCGUCCAAAAUUGCACCAUGACAGCUAUCGGUCGCUAGUAUACUGGCGUGUGUGUUGGCAUGACAACACUGUAGAGCUCUCUACUUAUGCCGAAUAUGAAUUGUAAACCCACUGCCUUGUGUGGUGAGGGCCAAUGGAAAAUGAUAAACAUCAAUCUCCCCUCUGUAGCCGGUGUUUAGGGGGUCACAGUUUGACCCUGUACCAUCAUGGGCACACAUUGAACACUGGGAGUCGGCUCAGGGAAAAUAGACAACCUUAUCGAUCAGGUUACGCAGACUAUGGAUUUUGACGGUGUGUAUAGUUGCAUUGACAUCACUCUAAUAACCUUUCUGGGUAAAACCUGCAUGGUGUAUGUGUGAAUUUUUAGCUGUCUCGCUAGAGAUGAAAACACGCGGACCUUCGCGUUUUGCCUUGGUGGUGAAGUUGCCGUGUACGCUUCUGAUGGAUUUCUGAUUGGUAAGCCAAAAGAACGAGUGGACCUGUCCAUGGGUUAUAAUUACGUCAAACUGGUGCACUUCAAGGCAAAGCACUUCAACGAACUUACGAUGAUUACAACUGAGGAGUGAUUAUCAUGGUCCAUUGAUCUAUUGUGGAGCCUGAGCCGAAAGAAUUGUGAGGAACACUCCGCGUGGGGUGACUGCGAAAAGUGAAGAAUCAACGAAGCGAUACAAGCUGAAAGAACCAUUCGGUCUAUACAGAACAGAACAAUAACCCAUAUUUUACCAGCCCAUGCUUUCCCGCAGUGUCAUCUUCAGACUGUUUUUCGCUAGACUCGGAGAGUCAAUUAGAGCAUGAAUGGAGAUGGUUUCAAAGCGAGCACAGGGCCAGACCUAAGUCCCAGACUACGGUAGCAAUCAGUUUAUUCGUGGUCUGUUGUUGAUCGCCAAUAGCCAUCAUUAGAGGUGUAGCCACUCACCCUGCAAACACCAAUAAGGUGCUUUUACGAUUCUGGUGCGGCAACAACAGCUUUAAUUUGGGGGGGAGUAGAUCUAAAUCUAAAGCAAAAUCUACAGAGAAAAGAACUUGCUAAAUACCAAGUUUUCUUUUUGAUGACUGGACUGAUAACUGCAGUGAUAAUUUGACUGGUGCCAGCGUCAGCCACUGUCACUUGUGUAGCCUUUACAAUGACUGAUUUUUCAUCAACUUCUCCGAUAGACAACCAUCGGGACAACAUCAUCUGUGGAUCGUACCAUUACGCCAAUCCUCAUUCGCAACUUUUCUCGACUCAUGAAACCUUCUCCCAACCGUCACUUCAUUCUAACGGCAAGAUGAGGCUUGGUAAAAGUAAAAGUAACCCCGUAACAUCAGGCGAGUUACCCCCUCUUGUCGGGAUCCCACACGACUUGGCACGGAACCAUCAAACAACAUCAGACACCAGCGCGAUUCCGGCUGUUUGCCGUGGGGCAUUAGACAGCGAUCCCCCCACUGCUUCUUCCGUGUCCAGUCCGCUCAUGAGACGUCGGUUGAAGUACAUGGUGAGGCAGUGUUCGGACUCGGAACUCGUUAAGAACAAUUCCAGUCUGGGACGACUGCGUUUAGGAGCAGCGAGCAGCACGGCUGGUCCCGUGCCUCAUCCACCAGACCAAAGCCCACGCUCGCAGAACUCUUCGGAAACUAAUUCUCCAAGGACUCUUAGCAAACCUCCAGCAUUAAACUCCUCGUGGUCUGGACCAAGCAGGAUCAGUCGCUCACUGGAGGCAUCCCCCAUGGUUGUCAGACGUGUCCGUGAAGGUGUGAGACGCAAUUCUGGAGAACAAGAUUCAUCCUCAUCAUCAAGACCAUCCUCACCACCAUGCUCAGAUCAAGACCAGAAACGCCGCCCCAGACCCUUUUCCUUUGGAUCGUACAGUGAUGUGCUUCAAUAUGUAUCAAGUAGCAAUAAUGAACCAUCUCAGAUACUCACUGCAUCUACACGAGCACCAGGAUCUCCCUUUGUUACCAGGAGGACUGUUGGGUUGAGAGGAAUCGGACCUUUGGCUCUUAGUCGACCAGAUACUCCUGCCAAUGAUGCCUUAUCGCUACAAGAAUCCAAGAAAUCUCACCAGAUAUCUACAUCAUCAGGAGAACGCAGUGAGGUUCAGGACAACGAUGAGGCUAACCUGGCUUUGGAAGACUGUGUCGAUUACGACGAUUCUGUGCUCCCAAGGAGGAGAUUACGGCGCGAUUCGGGUUCCCAGCAUGCACAACGAAACUCUAUCAAGAAAUCCCAACAGGUUGCAGUACCCAUGGGUACCAGUGAUUAUCCCAAUGCCCCUCACUAUCCUCACGAAGACCACGUUGUUGACCAUUUAAUUGAUGAUGACACGGGACAUCCUAGUAACUUGUACGACAUCCAAGAGAGACGGGAAAGUAUUUUGAGCAUCGAAGCAGUGCAAGAAAUCGCACGGAGAUUCGCAAACAACGGUCCAGAUUCCUCAGACGAAGCGACGAACAAAAAGAACGACGAUAAUGACUGUGAAGAGCACAAAAACAAAACUCCAAAGAGAGAAACAACACCCGAAUAUAGGAAGGAACCGCUGACCGCUGAAACACGUGUGUCAAAUUGGUUGAAAGGAUUACAAGACCCAACAGAGAUGACCCCGACUAAUCUUGAAAGAAUAUUACCAGAUAUCAUAUGACAUUUAUUGACCAUUAUUUUGCAAUUGAUGCCUAAGGCAAAACAGUUAACAGAUGUAAAGACGCAUUCUGUUUGCUGAAAAACCACGUGUUGGUAUUUUCUUGUUUUGUAUGUAGGCCUACAACUGCAUUUUGCAGCAAAUGAAAUGACGAUUUUGUAAUUUAGUUAUUAUAAAUUGUUAGGAGACGCACUGCUCUCGGUUAAAUGACAGCUCUAAAGAUGUGGAAAUCAUGCAUACUGUCAAUUCAUAAUAAUCGCGACAAUCAGUCGAUUUGUGAUUGACUCUCUGUUGACACACACAGUGUCGUGAUCAACUAAUUUUGUGGGCGCGAUUCCCAGCCGAUUUGAUGAAUAAGAGAACGAUCAAGAGUUUACUCUUGGAUGGUUCCAGCAUGCAGGGGAGCUACUUUAGGCGACGAAAUGGAACAGUGACUUCAGACUAAGAAGUUUACCUUGACAGUAAAAAAAUUGAUGACUGUUAGGCCUAUAAUUCAUGCACGCAAUGUCGAAGACGCCACAUCAUCAAAAUAAAAAUAAUAAUUGUCCACUGCAGUUUUGCAGUUCAUUUACACGUUGUCACGCUAGAAAAAUGUGUUUACUGAGAGAUUGGUUCAGUGUUGACAGCACGCUAGUUUUGCAGAGGUACGUAAUAAAUAGUUUACUUGCCUUCACAGCUGUCUAUAAUGGAGAUUGGGUCUCUGUCAAAGUGACAGUUUUACAUGUACUGUGAAAUUAAAUGAGAAUUUUUGAAAACAAAUUUCUAACAUGCUAUGCAAAGCAGUUAUUCUCCUACAGUAUAAGCGAUGCAACCACCGUACAUCAACUUACAGAAAAGUUCAGCAGAACCAGCACAAAAAAACGGAUGCCUAGAAUGCCUUCCAAAUCUCACUCACAUGGUGGUCGAUAUGCAAAAGCUUGCACCGAGUCAUGAGGUAUAGCAACAGUGUCUUCAGCCUGGAAAAUUCAAAUUGUUAGGUUUGUGUGCAGUCUAAUAACUCGAUGUGCCAGAUUUUAUUCAAAUUAAUCAAAAGACUUAUCGCGAUGAGCGCAUUACAUGACAUCAAAAGAGGGCGCUAUUUGAUCUACAACCUUUUCAGAAGGCUUCUGCGAAAGUAGGCCUACAUGCUAGUACAUCCAGCGACACACCCAGCUUGAAAUUAUGGAACGUUGCGUUUAGAAAACAAUGUACGAAAGUAUUGCCAAAGUUUUGAAUAAUGAAAUUGUAUCAGGGGGUCUGCAUUUAAUAUAAACCAACAAGCGUUUAGUUGAGGAUGACUAAAAAGGAAGUGAAAAUGAAGCAGUUUCAUUUAAAAUUUCGGCAAUAUGGUUAAAAUUCAAAUGUGUCAUUACUCCUGUGAUGUCACGGUACAUGUACGUUGAUAUACAAAAGAUGUCAGUGGCCGGAUUGAAAAUGUGUGCAACGAAAUCUAGAAAUGUCGAGGAACGUAACUCGUGCCUUAGCAGAUUUUAGAGCAUUUCUCUCAGGACAUGUGCUGGGAAAAAAUAACAUCUACGUGCAACUUCCUGUUGGGUGCCAUAAAGGUCAUACAAAAUAUGCCCAAUAGCCUCGAGAAGUCCGCAUCUAGAAUUCCACCAAGACUGUAAAACUAAGUCACUCAAUACCUCCAUCUACAUGCGCAUAUUUGCAGGAAAAAUAUGGAGGUGACAGGCAUAGGUCAACACUUCGUGCUCGCUGUGAGUACACCGUGCAGGCUGAAGCGCUGUGCUCAGAAUGCAUGAGUUAGUUAAACACUGCUCACUGUCAUUGUAAAUUGACAUUUUUUAGAACCACACCAAGUUUUGCAUCUAUUCCGCCGAUAAUGAGCUUAACUUACUGUUUCUCAAUCCCUACAAGGUUUGCACACCACUAAUCGAAUAUCCCAUAGGCCCGUAUAAGCAAAACGAAUAAUUGAUGAAAAGUGUUAGCUGUAAUCGAUUGAGGCGAUCUGUGUAUGAAUGUCGGUGCUUCGCUUCCCACCGAUUUCUAAAGAGAAGAAACGGUCAGUUGGUGGAUUAAAAGGCUAAGACGGGCCUAAUAUUGAUGGUGUAACCAUCAUAGCUUGGGGUUAUGCCUCUACGCUUUGGAGAAAUGUACUGGUUGGUUUCCCCGUUACAAAGGCUAGCUGCACUUCUGUCUCGUUGCAAUGACAUGCAUUUAGAUGUCAGUUUGUUCAAGGCUACUCUUUAAAUAAACUUAGGGAACUUCAGAAUUGUAAGUGGACUGUAAGCAUCUUUGAACACCUUGGGAACCCAGCAAGACGAGAUUUCGACAAGUUCUGAACGAGAGAACAAUUCUUUUGGCAAACAUUUGUUUUAUCAGCAUUUGCUCUUGGGAAUAUCAAGCCUUCUUUGGUCAAUCCAAGCUAUAAUGCUGUCAUUCAUUCAUGUCUUUGUGAUGAGUUAAAACUCCAUUGUGUGGAAGCAGUUUUACCUAUGACAGGUUUAACAGAUCAAAAGUAGACGCCGCUCUUAGGAUUUUACAACUGACGGUCAGACGAAAACGAGUCCGGAAGAUUUACCUGGAACCUCUCGCCAGGAAUUAUACUUUAUAGAGUGUAAGUAAUGACUGUAACCCGAUGCCACGAAACACAAAUCUAGGCCAGAACUGGACUACUGAUUAAAUGUUAUUACCUCGAUAAUUUUGAAUGAAGUUUAACAGAAAUGUUGGAGUAGGGGGCCUACAGGGAACGAGUGUUCAAGAGUCAAAUAUGCGAGUAGACAGCAUUCAGAUUUUAAUAUUCAGUUGAUUUUCAUCGAUGUGCUGGUUGCUAAGAAACGAAAACUUUCAUAACAAAGUGACAUUGAAAGUAAUAUUUUUCCUGUUUUGUUGACCUCUGACCUUUGCAAGUUGAAGCAGUACCUGAGGGGGUCAGAAGGUCCUUGUCUUGGUCGCAUUGUGUCGUUGCUAAUUCAUGAAAUUUUGCAGAUUUCACUCAAGUCCUGACUGGCGGAGCAGCAGUCUGUUAUUUCCCGGUGACUGGUUCUUCAAGAUCUUAUAGUUGUUUAGUACUAUUGGAUGGUGUUCCUUGGAUGAAAUAAGAGAUUUCCAGCAACGUCUGGAAUCACGGCCAAAUGCAAAAUGGUAAGACCAUAUACACCUGUACCUACAACCACUAAAAUACGAACUUGCUGCGUCACUGUUGAAUUGUAUAUACUGACACUCGAACUUUGCGUUCAUCUAAAUUACAAUAUUGAAGAGGUGUUGUAAAACUUUUAAGAUAGCGUGCUUAUAACUUUUAGGCAUAAAUGGUCAACCUGUGUGAAGUAUGACCUGAAACCUAACCUCACUCCAUAGUUGUUUUGAUCACUUAUUCAGUAGCUUGAUGUGUCAUGUUACUAAAAUGAACACAAACUUCCAAUUUUAAUUUGGCCCAAGAUGCAACAAUAAAGAUAGAAAAGAGGCUCAGAAUGUGGUGCAUUUAUUGCUCUAAACUUCGUGGACAACGAAUGUUUACCUUGCCUAUUGACAGUGUAGACUGCUGAACAAAUGGAGGGAAACCUUAGAACGGAACUAUGACAACAGAUCUGCGUCAUAAGGAUUCCCCUCAGCGGAGAAACAUUCCGGUCAAUUUGGACAGGUAUGGUAAUACGACAUUGAAGCACACUAAAGACACCAGGCUGAUUGAGGAUGUCACAUGGAGAACAUCACGACAGGAGAAGGGUAUGUCAUCGAACAGGGGAGACAUGGCAAAUCAACGGUUAAAGUCGGCUUGGAAUACGGUACCGGUACCAUUACAAGCCGGGGAAAGAUCAACCAGAUGUAUGCGAGGAGGAGGAGACAGGGACAUCUCGUGUGACGAUGCAGGGAGAGUCGAUAGUUCAUUUUCCAUGGUUCAUAAACCGAACAUUACUACAUUCGAAACAAGAUCUGGUGCCACAGACAAGAGCACCUCACCCAGACUACCAGAUGGAUGCACAAGAAUUGCUCUUCCUGCAUCCGUCAUGACCUACAAGUCUCAGUUGAUGACCAAAAGACCAACAUUUCUUAAAUUAAACGAGAAAGUGUCCGACGCAAGCAGCAGUAUCAUCUCCACGAAGAGCGCUAGCUCUGGCAGUCGAGCAUCUGGUGAUUGUCCUUGUGACUUGACAAGCCACAUGCGGAUCACUUCAAAGCCAAGGGGAGCUGCUCAUGUGACAAGUCCAAGAAAUUUGACCCAAGGGCUAAACCUGCCAGCUGUCCGGUCCAGGGCUCAGAUACAAGUCAGAAGAUCCUCAUCAGAACCAGCUAUCAAUUUUAAUUCAUCAAUCACCUCCCACCUGCCAGCGGACCAACCACCCAUACCCGAUCAGUGUUUGCCCGGGCAAACUCACCGCAACAUACCGUUAGUAAGAUCUCUGGAACGACGAGACAGAAGUUGGGCUCGUUUGGAACGGACCAAAUCACAUCCACAGGUGACAAGCCGGACUAUGUAUGGAAAUCGAAAUAGGAAAAAGCAGGAGAAAAGCAGCAAUGAACAAGAGAUGAUGGAAGAAAGGGACGGGAAAGGGGAUGAUGAGGAGACUAAUGAAGACCUUGAUAGGAAAGUACUGACAUGGUUGGACGGAUUAGACAGCGCCACCUGCCGGCGGUUUAUGAGAAGACAGAUGGCUUCCCUUCAAGAGGUUGAUGAUCACUGAUGGGAAAUCUUACUUUAGAGAGCUUACAUGAUUUAAUACUUCACAAGAAUUUAUUCAUUGACUUUUUGAGUAUUAUCACAUAAUGAAACGUCUUCAGAUAUACCGCUAUCACGACCGCAAUGAUCACGCCACAUGGAAACAUUCAAUCGAUAGGAAUAUAUAGUGAGCUAAUAUAAUUUCGUUUCAACUCCAAAUCUUUACUAAAGUGUGGAAAACUAGUUACGAAGUGGAGCCGUAUAUGGCAUCAACUUGCUGGACCUGCACUUAUAGCCAGUCAGAAUCUGGUGGGAGUAUCCAUCACUGCCCUCCGCAACCAUGGGAACAAAUUUUAGUCAUCCACCUUCAACAUCCGUUUCCAUAAUAGUCAUUAACAUCUGAGAAUUACCAGAAUUGAAUAUACAUAGGGGAAAACUCGAAUAUCAAUAACUGUGUGUGUUUUAUGCUGCUGUUUAAACAAUGAGCUGAAUGCGUGUAAAAUGAACACACACGAUGCGACCGUCGGUCAAAAGCGGUCCCUGAUGAACGGAGACGGGUUAUGAUCUAAAACCGAACGCAUGACGGAGAUUCCUCGCAAAAAAUGGUCAGACUAAAAUGUUAUCCAUGGAAAGGGUAGGUUAUCAAAUAAUGAAUACAAAUUAAAUUUAAUUGUAACAAAAAAGAA
This is a messenger RNA of Acanthaster planci (crown-of-thorns starfish), 8953 nucleotides long. RefSeq lists its product as uncharacterized. NCBI's taxonomy places the organism in Eukaryota, Metazoa, Echinodermata, Asteroidea, Valvatida, Acanthasteridae. The record is from RefSeq and is a predicted model, not a curated record.